Python bivittatus (Burmese python) is the source of this 2309-nucleotide messenger RNA. The record is from RefSeq and is a predicted model, not a curated record. Lineage: Eukaryota; Metazoa; Chordata; Lepidosauria; Squamata; Pythonidae.
GCCACACAGGGAAAAACGAGACAGAAGUGUGUAAGACCUUAGGAAGAGCUUCUUAGUAUGAAGCAGAAGAGGGUCUGUGGAACUCCUUGCCACUAGAUGCGGUGAUGGGAGGGGGUGGUUUUGAGAAAGGAGCAGGUUGUGCUUCGUUAAAGAUAAAUGCGUCUGCCUGUCCCUUGUAAUCCUGGAGGUGGGCUGCCUCCCCCUAUGGAGUCGCCAGGACUGGCAGAGGAACAGAAGAAGUCCGGUCUGGAUGAUGAGUUUCCCAGCAGUUAGUUAAUUGUUGUGCGGCUUUGGUGUGUCAGGUAAUUUCACUGAGCCCGCAGGCCAGCAUUCUAGCAACCAUCUUCCGUGUGGAGAACAACAUCACUGGUUCCCAGCUGCAUCUUUCGCAAGACUUCUUUCCCUGUUUGAAAGAGCGCAGCAUGCCUGUCCUCUGGAGGGGCCGCUGCGGAGACUGCUGUUGUUCCCAUCCUCGGAACCCAAGCAGAGAUGGAGUAGUAGCGAUAUCAUUACUCUUCAGGCCUGCUGCAAUUCAUGGGCCGAAAUAGCCAACCUGAGAUAUCUACUAUUGUGCCAAGGAAGGAUCAAAUCCAAGGAUGGAAGUUCAAAUUAUGUACAGGGGUUUUCCAGGGCCCAGACGUGUGCUGUCGUGAGCAUGACCGGUGUGAUGCUCACAUCUCCCCUCUGGGAUUCAAGUACGGCAUCCGUAACUACCGCCUGCACACCAUUUCUCACUGCGGCUGUGAUAACAGGUUCAGAGAUUGCUUGAGGAACCUCAAUGACACCAUCUCCAACUUCAUUGGGACCAGCUUCUUCAACUUGCUGGAAGUCCCAUGCUUCAACCUGGAAGAGAGCGAGGAGUGCCUUGAAUGGCACUGGUGGGGCGGGUGUAAGAGGUACGGCCCAAUGCCGCUGGCUCACUUGGUGGAUCCAAGCCCAUAUCACCCCAUUGAGAACCCCAACACUAGCACAUCUCCCCAGCCUGGAAAGCAUCGAGGUAGGGAGCAGAAGCCCAGGUGGAAGGGCAGAAAGGGGCGGAGGAAGCAGGCCAAGGAGACAAAGGAAUGGCCGCCCAAGGCUCAGGAUCCCAUUGCCCCACUGACCCCGGUCUCCAAGCCUGGUCAAGCCACACCCAUCCCAGGAACAAGCAGCUCAGGUGAGCGAACCACGCCAUGGUCACCUGCCCUCAGAGCUACGUUGGAGCCUGGUCCUCUGAAGAUGGAUGGCGAGGUUCUUGCUACGCUCCACCCUGUCGUCCUUCCCGUGGAGGAAGGCUUGUCCAACGAGACUUGGCAGGGAGCAAAGCCCUUCUCUGGCCCUGCAGAACAUGGUCAUGCUUCCAAGCCAAGAUCAGCCCUAUCACGGAGAUGCCGCUGCUACCAACGGCUGGAUCAGUGCCCCUUCAAAAUUGCCCCCAGUGAGUUCAAGUACCAGCUCCACAAUUCAGAUGACCGCACCCUCUUCCACUGUAACUGCACCCGUCGGCUGGCCCGGUUCCUGCGCAGGAGGAAGGGUCCCAACGAGGUGGAGGAGGAAGUCCUGUCUCACUACAUCUCCCCCUCCUGUUUUGUUCUGGAAACCCUCCCAGGUUGUAUGACGGGAGAGGAAGGCUGGCCCAACUGCAUCGGCAUUGGCAAAGCCAUCCUGGCUCCGGCUCGUCACCUCACCAACCGGUUGGGUGGCAAACAGGCGGGAGCCUCUUUCAAAGUGAAGCGCCAAGAACGGGCAUCCCUUGGGGGAGCCACCCAGCUGUUUGACAAGUGUGUGCGGCUGGUGCGAGCCACCCUCUCCCCGGUGCCACCCUGAGCAAGGGCAGCCUUUGCCCCCGCGCGCACGAGAGAGGGCCGAGCCCGGGAAGAGCACGCAGCGAAGCUGGGCCGUCCCGUAUGGGGGGAGCCUCUUCCCUGCCUUUUGAGCAGGUGCACAGCGUGGAAGACACAACUGCUGGUACGAACAGGAAGAGGACAUCCUCCGGAGACCCUCCGUUCUGCAAGGCCGGCCAGCCACCGUCUGCUGCAAGGAGCUUAGUGUCAGCACACACUGGACUCGCAAACUCUGGGCGACUGGUGCUUUGAAGCUGGAUGGGGCCGAGCCCAGAGCAAAGGGGUGGGGAGAGGUGGGGCAGCCGUUCCAGGCCUCGCCUCUCCAAGCGCUUGUCCUGAGAACCCCCUCUUGCGGCUGGAGGCAGGGCUCGUCCUUUGCCCCCCGCCCCCCAUGCACCUGUGCCCUCCUUGCAAGGAGGGCGGGGGAAGCCUGUAAUUUAUUAGGGGAGGGAAAGUACUGUGGGGCUAUGAAUAAAUGUUUUCCAA